Sphaeroforma arctica JP610 is the source of this 288-nucleotide messenger RNA. RefSeq lists its product as hypothetical. Bases 1 to 267 code for a protein of 88 amino acids. The record is from RefSeq and is a predicted model, not a curated record. Lineage: Eukaryota; Ichthyosporea; Ichthyophonida. The transcript is spliced from 2 exons.
AUGAAUACCCAGCCCAACCCCGAAAGGGACCUUCUUUCCCAAGACUCCUCGACCAAGCGAACCCAGAAUGACUUGGAUAUCCCCGAGACUGAUGAACCUAUCACGAAAACCCCUCGUGUCGAUGAAGAAUCCGACACCAGGAUGGAAGCAUACGUGGCUGCACUCGAGAAGAAAUCCCUCGCCCGCGACGCCGAACGUGAAGAACGUAUGCAAGCCAUGAUUAACCUACGUGACCAUAUUAUACGAGAUCCAAACUUUGAAGACUAGUUUUCUACCCAUGAACAAACA